Cercospora beticola is the source of this 981-nucleotide messenger RNA. RefSeq lists its product as uncharacterized. NCBI's taxonomy places the organism in Eukaryota, Fungi, Ascomycota, Dothideomycetes, Mycosphaerellales, Mycosphaerellaceae. Gene Ontology annotation, molecular function: oxidoreductase activity. The record is from RefSeq and is a predicted model, not a curated record.
AUGGCAUCGAAACUCGAGAGUGAAGUUGAAGCCGAUAAAGCUGGCCACACCACUUUUGGAGAUGGCGAAUUCCUGGUGGAUGAAGCAGCUCUGGCAGACCUGAGAGUCGUGGUCACGGGCGGCGCAUCUGGUAUUGGCGAAGCAUGCUGCCGUCGACUUGCAGCUGCUGGAGCUUCCGUUGUUAUCGCUGACAAGAAUGUUGAGUUGGGAAACGCUCUGCAAGCCCAACUGAAUCGACGGCGGGUCAAGUUCAUCGAAGUCGAUGUUGCUUCUUGGGAUUCUCAGCUCGCAAUGUUUGCGGAAGCACUGAACUUCUUACCCGGCCAUGAUCUGGACGCCCUUAUCACUACUGCGGGAAUUGGCUCUAGCUCUGAUUUGAACAUUACCAAGCCAUCCGGAGUGUCUCUUCAUCAGCGGAGUGUAGAAGAGCGGCAAGCUUUGCCUCGGCCAUCAACGAAAUGCCUUGAUGUGAAUCUCAUUGGAACAAUGUACUCCGUUGAUAUCGCUACGAAGUACUGCAUGAGCAUUGAAGCUUUUGGUAAUGCAAUAGGCUCAUCGAGGAAAUCGGUAGUCUUGCUCGGAUCGACUUCUGGGUUUCGGCCUUUGAAUGGCAAGAUAGAUUACAGCGUUGCAAAAUGGGGCGUCCGCGGGUACUUCAGGAAUAUACGACAGGAGCUGGCUCAGCAUGGUAUACGCGUGAAUAUGAUGGCGCCUUUCUGGGUUCCUACCAGUUUAACGCAACAUCAUGUUCCAGCACUGGAGAAACAGGGCGUCCGCGUGGGUCGUAUGGAGGAUGUGAUAGAUGGUAUUUUACGGAUGCUUUUGGACGGGCAAAUGAGUGGGCGCGCGGUAUCUGUGACAGGCAAAGGAAUUGAAGAUAUUGACGAUGAUCUGGCUGGCCUAGAUGGAGGUGAGGCCAUGCGGAAUCUGGUGCGAGGUGGAUGGCUUUCAGCGCCGAAGAGUGCAACUUUGAGGAGGUAA